AUGUCGUCCAAGUACAAGGACAAAGACGGCGGCGUCGUGCUGACCUUCAAUGGCCAGUGGGUGAGCUGGUCGCACACUGCCAUAGCUUACACUGCCUUCAUUAGCGCAUUCAUCGUCGGCGUCUCUCUGCACUUCCACAAGAUUGUCCAGAAUGAGUGGUACGGCUACCCGGACGAGUGGUUCCCCUCCGUCUCCGCGACCAUUGGCGACCGAUAUCCCGAGCGGUCCUUCUUCAUGCUCUUCAUCGCAAUCACCUCCGGCCCGCGCUUCGCCCUCGUCGGCCUGUGGUACCUCCUCACUCGCCGUCCGGGCCAGACGCUGCCCAAGUUUACCUUUGCCAUGGGCAUUCUGCGCACCUUCAUGUGCGGCGGCUUCACCUACGUCACUUCCACCGAUGACCACGACUGGCACGACAUUUUCAUGAUCUCCUACAUCGUCGCCUCACUGCCAUGGACCAUUGGCUGUGUCACGCUGAGCCCGCCGAAUCCCAAGGCGAUCAAGUACCGCAAGACGAUUGCUUACUCCUUCUUCGGCACCCUCGUGCCGCUGAUUUACUUCUUCAUCCAGCACAAGGUGCACCGCGUCGCGGGAGCUUAUACGAUCUACGCCUUCUUCGAAUGGGCGCUCAUCCUCUUCGACGUUGCCUUCGACGCCGUGACGGCCCUCGACUUCGACACCUUCGAGGUGGUGAUCAGGGAUGUCAAGGGUUCCAGCAAGGGUGAAAACCGGUCGUCUGUCCCCUCUGCCGUUCUCGAGAAGGAGAAAGAAAAGGCCAGCGCCGGCGUGCUGACUGCGCGCUUUACCUGGACGGAGGCCCUCGAUACCGCUGCCGAUGUCUACCACGGCUUCAUCUUCUGGUCCAUGUUGACCAGUCUGGGUGUUUUGGUGUGGUACUUCCCGCUGUGGCACAUGGGCAUCUCUGGCUACGAGGCCUUUGUCAUGUCCACGAUCCUGCCCGGCAUUUUGGGAAUCCGCUCGGUUCGCUCGCUGGUGAUGAAAAACCAGCGGUUCGUCCACCUGAUUUCCUUGGUUGGUCUGCUGGCCUACCUGGUUUUGGACCCUGCGAAGCGCCUGUUUACCGUUGGUUUCGCCGUGGCAACCUCGUGCCUCGGCUGGGUUGCGACUUGGCACUCUGAGAGAGCGCACCAAGCGCGCCUCGAGUCCAAGAUUCUGGCGUGGACAAUUGGCCUGAUCGCCUCGUCCACUGCCAAGUUCAUGUGGUGGACGAACAACCCCCUCUGGCCCGUCAUGCACGCUGCCAACGGUGGCUGGAAUGCCACUGGCUUUGCGAUUGCUGUGGUUGCGUGUUUGAGGUUUACCCGAAAGGCACCCCUGACCCGCGGCGACUACCCUGAAGACUCCAAGGGCGGUUCUUCCCUGCUCGCUGCUUUUGGUGUUGGUGGUCUGUUCUUCGGUAUCCACUCGCUUCUGUCUGACACCAGCACCAUGAUCCUCUGGGUCUGGGAUGGUUACCCGAUCCGCGGCCCCACAUCCAACACGUACGGCUGGAUGACCAUUAUUGCGAUGACCGCCGGCCUCCUGGUCGGCCUUUACCGACCCGGCUUCAUGAGCUCAUGGACCGCGUACGGUGUUGGCUGCGUUGGUGCGGCCAUCCUCACCUCAUACCACCAUUGGUUCGGAUACUACGGUGCUCUUACCACUGCGUUCUAUCUCAUGGGUCUCAGUGUCCCAUUCCUUUCUAACGCUGCCAAGAGAAGCCCUGGUCUCACAUUUGGCCUGGGUUUCUUCAUCUAUAACUUCAUGGUUCUCUUCCACGUCUGGGUGGUUGCUUAUGCUUUCGUCCCCGGCGGCCCUCUUGUCCGUGAGCACACUGACUGGGUCAUGAUGACCACCUUCAUCCUCAUCGGCGCUGGUGUCUUUGACCUCACCUCGUCGCAGGCCCGCCGCCCCGCCAAGAGCCGCUCCUCCCCCUCCCAACACAAGAAGUACAACACCAUCGCCGCCUUCUUCGUCAACAUUGUGUUCCUCGCCGCGGCAUUCAUGCGCUUCCCAACAAACGACUUCAAGCCGUACCACCCCGAGGACCGCAUUCUCACAGCCGGCAUCUGGACCAUCCACUUUUCUCUCGACAACGACAUGUGGUCCUCUGAAUACCGCAUGCGCGACCUUAUUAAGGAGCUCGAGAUUGACGUUGUCGGUCUGCUCGAGUCGGACCUUCAGCGCAUCAUCAUGGGCAACCGUGAUACCACCCAAUUCCUUGCCGAAGACCUCGGCAUGUACGUCGACUACGGCCCAGGUCCCAACAAGCACACCUGGGGAUCCGCCCUCCUCUCCAAGUUCCCCAUUCUCAAGUCAACCCAUCACCUUCUGCCCAGCCCGGUCGGCGAGCUCGCUCCCGCCAUCUCUGCCACCCUUGAUGUUUACGGCCAGGAGGUCGAUGUCUUCGUGUUCCACUCCGGACAAGAAGAAGACCCUGAGGAUCGCCGUCUCCAAACCGAGUACCUCUCCAAGCUCAUGGGCGAGUCAACGAACCCGUCCAUCCUGCUCUCUUACCUUGUCACCAAGCCUCUCCAGGGCAACUACAACACCUACGUCAGCCCGCUCUCCGGCAUGCACGACGUCGAUCCCACGGAUUGGGACAGAUGGUGCGAGUACAUCCUCUACAAGGGCCUCAAGCGUACCGGCUAUGCCCGCGUUAGCCGCAGUACCAUCACCGACACGGAGCUGCAGGUCGCCAAGUUCGUCAUCCCCAAGUCCAAGGACGAGGUCGCGCAGAUCGAGGCGCAGAGUGACGAGACGAGGAAUAGACGCGUCAGCGAGCACAGCGUGCCCCAGGGAUGGAAGUUCCCGGACAUGUUCAAGGGACAGGGCGUCAGGGAUCACAGGUACCACGUCUUUAACGAGCCGAGGUACUAUGACAACUAA
Messenger RNA from Colletotrichum chrysophilum, 2886 nucleotides. RefSeq lists its product as uncharacterized. NCBI's taxonomy places the organism in Eukaryota, Fungi, Ascomycota, Sordariomycetes, Glomerellales, Glomerellaceae. The record is from RefSeq and is a predicted model, not a curated record. Bases 1 to 2886 code for a protein of 961 amino acids. Gene Ontology annotation, biological process: GPI anchor biosynthetic process; fungal-type cell wall organization. The transcript has 5 exons. Gene Ontology annotation, cellular component: endoplasmic reticulum.